Sturnus vulgaris (Common starling) is the source of this 440-nucleotide messenger RNA. NCBI's taxonomy places the organism in Eukaryota, Metazoa, Chordata, Aves, Passeriformes, Sturnidae. The record is from RefSeq and is a predicted model, not a curated record.
AUUUUUGUUUUUUUUUUUCUUUUGCAGGAGCUGAAGAAAUACGGGGUCACCACCUUGGUGAGAGUUUGUGAUGCCACCUAUGAUCAGGCUCCCAUUGAGAAAGAAGGAAUCCAAGUUCUUGACUGGCCGUUCGAUGACGGGGCGCCCCCUCCCGGCCGUGUCGUGGAUGAUUGGCUGAGCCUGAUCCGCAGCAAAGCUCGGGACGAGCCCGGCGCCUGCGUGGCCGUGCACUGCGUGGCCGGCCUGGGCAGGGCUCCUGUCCUGGUGGCUCUGGCUCUCAUUGAGUGUGGCAUGAAAUACGAGGAUGCAGUUCAGUUUAUAAGGCAGAAAAGGAGGGGAGCUUUCAAUUCCAAGCAGCUGCUUUACCUGGAGAAAUAUCGACCUAAAAUGAGAUUACGCUUCAAAGAUGCCAACGGUCACUGCUGUGUUCAAUAAAUAAA